GGGGCGCUACCCAGUCCGUCAGGCACAGUGACGCAGUGACGCAGGCACAGUGACGCAAAGUGAGGGAGUAACAGUGACGCAAAGUGAGGGAGACACAGUGAGGGAGACACAGUGAGGGAGAUAGUAAAGUGCUGACCGGGACUCAGAGAGUACAGGAGGAGGCAGAUACAAGGGAAGAGGAAGACUGAUAAACACGAGAGGAGAAAACCCGGCAUAAGAGAGACGCCUUACACCAUCAACAAUGGGCAGCAGCAGCAGCAGGCGCAGCAGCAGGGUAGCGGUGGUUCUUCCCGCGAAUCUUCUCGUCCCUGUUCCAGGGGCUCGACACCGUCCAGCACCAGGUCCUGCACCACGCCCUCCCGCCGAGCCCCGCACCCCGCCCGGCCUUCCCGCUCCCCUGAUCCUGACACUCCUGAUACUGACGAAAGGUGUGCCAAGACCGACUCUCCCUGUGGCAGCGAGAUCUCCCUUCACUCGGCCAAGUCGGCAGCCUCGGCCAAAUCGGCAGCCUCGGCCAAGUCCAACGCCUCGGCUAAGUCCAAUCAGUCUGCCAGGUCUAACGCUUCGACACGGUCUAACCGGUCGGCCAAGUCUAGUGCCUCGGCCAAGUCUGUCGGCUCGGCCAACUCUGAUUCCUCGGCCAAAUCGAAGGAGCCGAUGGCCAUAUCCAUGCGUAAGUCACCAGUUGGGGCUCCGGGCUCAAACAGGCAGCCGGUGAGGAGUGCCACAGCCAAGAGCACCAAGGCCAGAUCACCAGUGCCGACCCAUGGUGCCAGUGGGGGCCACGCCACGCCCUCACACACGCCCACCCGACGCCGCAGCGCCGUCUCCACGGGGUCCUCCGCCUCCAGCGCCGACACUCCUCUUAACAAUGGGAUGGCAAAUGGAGAACAGCAGAACUCUUCCUCUUCCUCCAGGCGGACGACCCCUCCUCGGCAGACUCCCCCUCGCAACAUUAGCUGUGCCACCCCAACUGGAGCAAGCACCCCUAGGCACAUGUCGGCUAAAAAAUCUCUCCCAGUGUUUAACUCCUACAUGAGUCUUUUCCAAGUGCAGGAGAAACUCAAGAAAGGAGAAGUAAUUGAGGGUGUGUUGAGAAUCAACCCCAAAAACUACGAAGAUGCGUAUAUCAGCGCGCCGGACGGGGGGACGGACAUCUAUAUUGGCGGGGUACUUGACCGCAACGCUGCAUUGCACGGAGAUGUGGUCGCAGUGGAAGUUAAACCCCUCGACCAGUGGAAGGUGCUCUAUGAUAUAUUAGAUGAAUACCUAGAAAACCAUCAAGAAGAAAAACGUAUUGUAUAUAGUUUGUUGGAGUCCAAUAUAACUGCUUCAGUUGCCAACACUGCUUCUUCAUAUAACCCUUUAUCUAUUAACACUAACGUCACACCUUUUGAUCAAAGAAAAACGAGAGAGCCAGGAGAAAAAGCUAAUACAGGAAUAUUAAGUGUCGCUAAAGUCCAUCUUGAACAGUGUGAUAGUGAUGUGGUGGUGGAGGAAGAAUUGGAAGCUCAAGAAGCUGGAGCCAACUCUGCCAAGGCAGCGGGAAAGAAGAAGAGACGAGGGGGGCGGGGAAAGAAGAAAGGCAGAAGGAAACCCGAAAGGGAACAGGAUGAGACAGAAAUUUCAAAAACUCUUGACACGCAGACCAAAGAUGCAGUCGUAUCUAAAGAUAAGGAGGAACAGGAAUUGGACGAUGUCACUGUGGAAAUGGUUCUUGAAAUGAACGCUUGCGUCGAAGUUGCCGAUGAAAUUUUAAUUUUAAAUUCGGAGCAAGAUUUGGUUGCCGUGUGUCGGAGUGAUUCGGAUGACGAGAUAAAAGCUGAUAAAGUAAAAUCCAGAGCUGUUGUUGUUCCUCCAGAUCAGCUUAGUGAGUGUGAGCUGACAGACGAUGAGAGUGGAUGUAGUGAAAUUCUUGAUUAUGACAGAAAUCGGGAAGAUCAGAGUUUUAUCCAAGCUCAGUGGGAGGCUUUUCAAAAAGAACAAGAGAAACAGGACAUUGCACAAGGCUGUUCCAGUGACACUCGUCAGAUAGUUGACGUGACUUGCGAGAUGAUGAAAGCCGGGCAACAGGACUCUACCCUUUUAGCUGCUGAUAUAAAGGAAAUUAGCAGCAUUGAUAAACUGGGUUUUAUAAAACAGGAAUCUGCAAAUUUUAAUUUGAAAAUUGAUAUAAGUGAGGAGGUGGUGUCGAGUGCCAACGUUGUAAAUAGUGUGACGAACAGUGGCCAGGAUGCAAGUACUGUGAAUACAAAGAAAGCUGAUAUUUUAACCAUAAACACAGAAUCUUUACAGGGUGAUGAUACCUCGAAGGAAGAAACAUUAAUGACUGGAGUAGCCAAGUUGAGUCAUCAGAAAGAUGUCAAUGAUCAGGACGCUAUAAUUGUUGGACUUGACCAAAUCACAUUAAAACGUGAUAAAUGCGAAUCGGCAACGAACAAUCCCACGUGCAUUAAAUCUUCCGCAAUUGGUUGUAAUAUAAAGGCUCGAGGCAAGAAGAAUAAAACCGUUUCAGAGCAGCUUUUGUCGUCUUUACCAAAUGUCGGGUAUCACGGAGAGCCCAGCAGAGUGUCAAGUCUUGAGGCUUGUGGGCAGGCAAGCAGCACAUACGAGGAUGUAGGGAGAAGCCACCAAGGGCCUAGGUACCCCAAGAAAGCAUACAACAAGACUUCAGUUAAAAGUACACCUAAUGAGCCAAGUAAUUAUAGAGGUGAAAACAUUGCUUCUGAAAUGGUUCAUUUUAUUAGACCAACAGAGGGUAAGAAAAAUAGGCAAGGCAUUUUGCAGAUGGACAAAAAUAUUUUGAGUGAACAGACUAUCAGACAAAAUUCUGGAAAAAAUAACCACAAAGGACUAACAGUAGUGCAAGUUCAGAGACUCAAAAAUUGGGAUAAAUUUGUUCAACGGACGGCCCGAGUUGUUUACUUAUUGGAAAGAAAACACACACGGAUGGGCGCUGGAACAUUGAAGCUCUUUGGAGACAAGAACCCAAACUUCGCAUUCUUUGCACCAAGUGAUCACCGCAUUCCACGCAUGAAGGUGCCCAUGCGACAGUGUCCGCCAGACUUCUUCGCCAGACAUCAAGAUUAUGACAAGAGAAUUUUCUUGUGUAAAAUUGUUCAAUGGAAGGAGCCUAAAUUUGCUUUAGGAGAACUAGUGCGUGAUGUGGGUGCCAUUGGGGAUGUUGAGGCUGAAACAGAGGCCAUGCUAUUGGAAUAUGGUGUAGAUUACGCAGAAUUCCCAGACACGGUGUUACAAGACCUUCCAUCCCUGCCUUGGUCUAUCCCUCUGCAAGAAAUUAAGUCUCGCACCGACCUGAGGGAUGAGUGCAUCUUCACCAUCGACCCUUCUACUGCAAGGGAUCUUGAUGAUGCAGUGUCUUGUCUGCCGCUACCAUCAGGGAACUACCGAGUGGGAGUCCACAUUGCUGAUGUUAGCUACUUCAUACCCGAGGGAACUCUGCUCGACGAAAUUGCAUCCAGUCGGGCUACCAGUGUCUACCUCACUCAAAAAGUAAUUCCCAUGUUACCACGGGUCCUCUGUGAACAUCUAUGCUCGUUAAACCCAGGAGAAGAUCGUCUGGCAUUCUCAGUUAUAUGGGAACUUCGUCCAAGUGGUGAGGUUGUUGGCGAAUGGUUUGGUCGUACUGUUAUUCGAUCAUGUGUUAAAUUGUCAUAUGAACAUGCACAAAGUAUGAUUGAAAACCCAAAUAAAAAGUGGUCUGAGGAAGAGAUUCCAAAAGUUACAGGACCUUAUAAGUCUAAAGAUAUUAGCAAAGUGGUCAAUGAUCUUCAGUCAAUAGCAGUAAAUCUUAGGAAAAAGAGGUUCCAAGAUGGUGCCUUACGAUUAGAUCAGGUUAAAAUUGCAUUUAAUCUUGAUAAUGAAACACACAUGCCUAAUGGCUUCUAUGUUUAUGAACAAAAGGAUAGUAAUCGACUGAUUGAAGAAUUUAUGUUGCUUGCAAACAUGGCUGUUGCUCACAAGAUAUUCAAUUCACUAUCAUCCAUCUCAGUGUUGAGGCGUCACCCUCCUCCGCUAGAGAAUCCUAUGUUGUUUGCUGCAAAUGCUUUAAAGGAAGCAGGUAUUCACUUAGAUAUUUCUAGUGCAGGGGCACUUAAUAAGUCAAUUAUUCAGUAUGCUGGCCAAGAUGAAUAUACUGCCGGAAGGCUGCAAGUUAUUACAUCCAUGUGCAGUAAGCCCAUGCAGUUUGCUCGGUAUUUUUGCCCAGGUAGUUUUGCAGACUCAUCCCAGUACCGGCAUUAUGCGCUAAACGUACCUCUGUAUACUCACUUUACAUCUCCAAUUCGUCGUUAUGCUGACCUGAUGGUUCAUCGUGUUCUUGCAGCAAGCAUAGAUAGUAAUAGAUACAGACCACCUUCACGGGACUCUGGUACCAUUCAGAAAAUAGCUGAACAUUGCAACGACAGAAAACAGGCAUCAAAGAUUUUGCAAGAAAUGAGUAGUGAUCUGUACUUGUCUCUCUUUAUCAGACAGGUCAAAGUAUUAGAAGAAGAGGGGAUGGUCAUUGCUAUUUUGGAUCGUGCUUUUGAUGUUCUUGUGCUUCAACUUGGGGUCAUCAAGAGAGUGUAUACUGACAAACUGCCUCUUGAGGGUAUGCAGUAUUCCAAAAGUAAAGGAAUGGGUUCUUUAACUCUAGUUUGGAAAUCUGAGAGUUGUAGUGUGCCUGUGAUGCAAGAGAUUCGUCUUUUCAGUCUUGUGAAGGUCUCUCUCCAGCCCAUGGAAAAUGAUGCACUGAAGUUUCAAGCUAUUCUUUUAUGUCCCUCCUAAUUUUUUAAUAUUUAAAAUUUGACCUGUGUAAUUUAGUGAAUAUUUUUGGAUCCGUCCGUCCGUCUGAAAUUUUGUGAUAUUCACAAUUACUCAACUUUUGUGAGUAUGUUCGAUCUUUUGUCCACCAGCAAAUUUUAAUACCUUGUUUGUUUUGGUGUACACAAACUUAGCGUUUUAUUUCUAGAUACUGUAAUGUGAAGAUGAUUUUGAUUUGUCACUUGGACACGUUUUUUUUAUCAAUUUGCUGAACGGUGAUAUCUGCUGUCUUUUUAUGGAGUAGACAUUUUUUAGUCGGUUUUUGAUGAGCUAUUCCCUCCCUCAUGUACUUGUACCUGAUAAUAAAUGUAAAAAUGGUUUGGAUAAUUUUUUAUAUGAGCUGGAUAUUGAGUGCAGCCAAAAAAAAAACGACCAUUGCAUAUUUUUUAAUCGCCCUGUAUGGAUUACUGUUGUCAGAACAACAUAUGGUGUACCGUUGAGGCAGAGGUAUCGUGGGAAGGAAGGAAGGAAGGAAACUGCAAAAUAUUGUAUAUUACAGGUUGAGCAUCAUAUAUUCUACAUGUAACUUUUAACGACACGACUUGCUGUCGAGACCAUGUGCUCGUUGCUUAGGCUAGCUCUUAUCAGAAGGUACUUGGCUACCUCGGCUCAAAUUGAGGAAAAACUAUAUAUUUUGCAUUUAUCUCUUGUUAUUCUCCCACAGUUUGCUAAAGAUGCUGUGUUAUGAUUGGUAUGAGGUGUGUGGAUAUAUAAUUUAUGGUAAUAGCUGGAUUUUUAUUUUUAUUUUCUUAGAUGAAAACCUAUUAUGUGUGUUGUAUGAAAUUUAUCUUUUUGCAACAUUUUAAUUUUAAUUUUUUGGGCUCUUUUUACAUAACCAAAAUGUGAUAAUGCAACCUUUUUUUAAAUAAAAUGGUCAUAUCA
Molecule: messenger RNA, 5706 nt
Organism: Procambarus clarkii (red swamp crayfish)
Lineage: Eukaryota; Metazoa; Arthropoda; Malacostraca; Decapoda; Cambaridae
Biological process (GO): miRNA catabolic process
Cellular component (GO): P-body
Molecular function (GO): 3'-5'-RNA exonuclease activity; RNA binding
Source: RefSeq, a predicted model, not a curated record